Messenger RNA from Caretta caretta (loggerhead turtle), 3100 nucleotides. RefSeq names its product nuclear receptor interacting protein 2 (gene NRIP2). Gene Ontology annotation, biological process: proteolysis. Gene Ontology annotation, molecular function: aspartic-type endopeptidase activity. The record is from RefSeq and is a predicted model, not a curated record. Lineage: Eukaryota; Metazoa; Chordata; Testudines; Cheloniidae.
AUGCCUGCCAGAACCCUGGAGGUUAAAGCUCUCCCCCAUUUACAGAGGCAAUGCAUCAUCUCCUAGAGCAAAGUAUGUUCUCUCCAGUAUUAAUAGACUUACUGAGAUGCGUCAAAAACCCCGGCAGAGACACUGAGCAGCACAGCCUGCCUGCCACAGAAAGAUUUACAAUCUCUCUGGCGUAUCAGUGGAGAACAGGACAGUGUGUGUGCACGCACACAGACAAAGAAGGAGGAAGGUGAGUCCAACCCCCAGCAGCAGGGCCAUCCUUCUGCUGCUGGAUUUUUCCAGCCAAAGCAUCUUACCGUCUCUCUGCUGCAAUUUAUGGAAAUUGAUUUCUGACGUGGGGCUUUUUCUGCUACAGCAGGGACCCACCGGGUGGAGGAGGCAGAGCUGCAGUCAGGGCAGGAGAAGGGAGGGAGGAAAGGAGCUGGGCACAGGGGGAAAGCCAGAGAGAGAGAGAGAGAAGGGUGCGUAGGUACUACAGCGAUGGGGCAGUUAUAACUGAGACAGAUGAGAGAAGGAGCAAGGGAGAGCAGAGAUCCCGAGUGAGUCAUAGGAGGGCAGACAAGCCCAGAGAGCGCUCUGCCAUCCCAAGACAGACCUGCCCAGCUGGACUCUUAACCAUGAGCACGAGGGAGACCUGUGCCCAGGAAGUGGGGCCAGAGGAUGGGGAGGAAAAGCAGAGCAAAGACGCUCAGGAUCCGGACAGAAGGCCGCGCGAGGUGGAGCUGCAGGAUAAAGCCAUCCUGCAACAGAAGAGGCGCCUGAAACAGGCCACCCAGUUUGUGCACAAGGAUUCUGCUGACCUGCUGCCCCUGGAUGGCUUAAAGAGGUUGGGCACCUCCAAGGAUCUGCAGCCCCACAGUGUGGUACAACGGCGCCUCCUGGAGGGGAAUCUGAACAAGCUGCGGGGGGAGAGCAGGGAAUAUACCACAUGGGUUCAAUCCCCACUGGUGAAGGACAAGGAUGACAGGGCAGAAAAGAAAGAGAACGACAGAAGGAAAGAGACUGUGUCCCUGCUCGUACACUGCAAGUGCCAAGGUCAGGUAUUGAGAGCUGCUGUUAACACUGGCUGCCAGCAAAACCUCAUUUCCAUGAGCUGUCUGAAACGGCUGGGGCUGGAGGAAGUGUCCGAUGCUGGCAAUGGGAAUCUCUCCCUUCCUGUCCCUAGUGUCGUUGGCCAGGUGGAGUGUGUGGAGGUGCAGCUUGGCCAGGAGAGAGUGGCGUGCUCAGCGCUGGUCGUGGAUGAUGACAUGGUGGAGUUCUGUCUCGGCCUCCAGACUCUGCUGUCUCUCAAGUGCUGCAUUGACUUGGAGGAAGGAGUCCUGAGGCUGAAAGCCCUGAGUGAAGAGCUGCCUUUCUUACAUGCCUCUGAUGAGCAUGGGCAGUGAUGGGCCGGCUCCCCACAUCCACAGGGAGGAGACUCUGUGGCUUACCAGGGAAACCAGCAGCUGGGGCUGACACACCUGGACCUUGCUGAGUCCUGCGCUGAGGCGUCCAUGGGGGAGUGAGGGGUAAACAGGAGCCAGGUGCUGUCCCGCUGUUGUUGAUGCAAGCUGGCCUCUUGUAUGGAGAGUUCUUCCUCCCUGCAAUGGACCCUCCUGCUUGUCCCCAUGUGCUGAGUGGAUAUUUGUUCUCAUUUCUCUCUGUGUCCCCAUUCUCUCGCUGGUUUCUGCUUCUGCCCUUUUAGUGACUUCUUUUUACACUGCCAUGUAUUGAUAACAUAGGUAGUGUCACUGCGAGCAGUCUCCAGGGGUUCCACCUGCAGAGAGAUGAUGGCUUCUUCUAAAGCCUCUGAAGAUUGUUUUAAAAGUUUCCCUUCCCUUUUGGCCACAGAUCUCCCUGGAUAGGAGGGGCCUCUCAAUCCCCUGCUGAAUGGGAAGGGCCCUGUGGCCAAUCCUCCCUGUCCUCUGAAGAGCUGGAUUUCAUUACCCUGCACUGGCUCCGAGCAGAUUGGAAGGAUUUUACUGGAAGCAGCUUAAAUUGCAGUCACUGCAUUUUGAGAGUUUUCAUUCAAAGCAGGAAGACUUCUAGGAAAUGCUGAGCUGAAACACUUUGGCAGCGUUUGAGCAUACAUAGGCGCCAGGCCUGGCCAGGCCAGCCUUAGCUACUAGACUCCGUAUUGUAUGAGCUCAAGUGCUAGUUUCUCCCCGUUAACUGUAGUAACUGGGCUGACAUCCCACCAGCCGUGAGCUCCAGUCACCAGAUUUACACACCCAUCAACUCUGCUUCUUCACUCUGAGCUCCAGGGAUUCAACUUAGAUACCACAUGAACUCCAGGCCUACACCUGCCAUCGACUCUCCUCCUCCAGCCUGGACCCUGGCGAUUUGACACAGAGACACCAUCAACUUCAACCACUGGACUUCCAUACCCCAUUGACUCUACAUCUCCUGCAUGAAAGCAAAGAACCUGACCCAUUCCCAGUAUCAGCUCAGGUCACAGAGUUACGAACUCAUCUGGGAUGGACAGGACCUUUGGUGGGUCACUUAGUCAUUUCUUCUCCAUACAUGUGGGCCUGAUUUCAUUACCCUAAAAGCAUCGCUGAUAGAUGACUAUGUAGUCUCAAGAGACAGACACACCGCCACCAUUCUGGGCAGCUCACACCUUUCCCAAAUGGAUGUAUUGGUUAAUUUUUGUUUCUAAUCUUUAACUAAAAUUUUCUGUUCUACAAUUUGUGCCCAGUUACAUCUUGCCUCCUCAGCGACUAAUGAGAAUAAUUGAUGCCAGCCCUCUUCAUAACAUCCCUUCAUCCACUUGUAGAUGGUUCUGACGUCCCCUCUCUGCCAUCUUUUCCCUGGACCUAAUUGGGUCUCUUUGUGGGUCUCACUUGUCAAACAUUUUAUUAUUUCUCCUGUGCUCAUUUGAGCGCUCCAAUUUAUUUAUCUGUCCUUUUUUUGGUAAAAGGGUUGCCCUAAACUGGAUGCAGGACUCUGAGGCUUAACCAGUGCUAAGAAGAGUGGAAUAAUUACCCUGCUAAUUUUACAUAUAAUACUCCUGUCAAUGCGACUCAGAAUGGCUUGUGCUCCUCUUAAUGGCAGUGUUGUACUGUUGACUCUUAUUCAGUUCAUCACCCAUUAUAUCCUUCUCUCUUUUCCU